CAGCACCCAACGCGUGCAAAUGCUCCAUAAAAGGCAACUAUAGACAAAGAUCCGGGUCCUUGCAUGGUCCACAUGAAAAUCAUCGCGUCAUGAUACAGCUGCCCUUCAUAUACUUCAUGUACCAUGGCCCUCCCUCUCCUCCCCCCUACAGAUUGCCAUCGCUAGUAAACAACGCGACGCGUUGACUCAACAGAGUCAUGCCCUGACAUUUGUUUACUCACAAACAUGCAAACAUGCAAACAUGUCUCUCCCUCCCUCCCUACUUUAUCCCAUAUAGGCAUCCUCAGGUCCCAUCGCUCCAGUGGCCCACUGCAGAACCUGCCCAGGCACUUGAAGCACCGCCUGCACUUGUGCCAGCUGACCUCCAUGGUCUUUGGCCGCUUCGAUGUCGCAUCCUCGACCAACAACUCGGCGGGCCUUAACAUCUACUCGGCUUUCCACUCUCGUCGCCACGGAGCCUCACGUGCGGCCAUCCAACGGCACCUCACCAACAACCCAAACGGACAAAAGACACGCACCUUCUUUGCUCAACCGAUCCAGUCGUCCCCUUACUGCCGUCGCCACCAUCGCAGGGACUGUCAACGCACCUGCUGCACCCUCGCCAAGCUCCAGCAACAACAACAGCGCGCGUUGGAACAGAAGAAAAAGAUGACAAACAACUACUACAUGAACAAUGUGCGCAAGCCCGAACAACAGCGCGUUGCUGGACUGGUCGAUACCAUCCCUGCAUUCCUACAGUGCUCCGCAAUGAGCUACACCGAUAUUGCCAAGAGCAUGGUCGAGAAGGGCGAGGCCAAGGAUGUUGCGGAGACUCGGGUGCUGGAGGGCUGGUACAGGCUUUUGCUGGAGAUGAUGACCCAGGCUGUGGUGGAGUCGUUCCUUUGCGAUGGCGCCAUGGGCGUGGAAACUAUCCUGGAUGUCUUUUCUUAUGGUGACGAGGCAGAGACUGAGGACGAGCCAAAGCAGGUCGCAGUGGAGGAAAAAUCGGGUACAGCUCAGCAAGAGCAGCAGAAUAUUGCUCAGGAGAGUAAUGGACAUGAGCACCAGGAUGACAUCUUGUUUGUCAAGACUCCCGAAUACGAAGCCUUUAAGAAAGCCAAGGACGAGCGUCUCCAAGAGGUAAGGGAUACGGUUCAAUUGUUCAAUUGAUGCAUGCCUGAUAUUUAUUUAUAUAUUUUAUUGCAUUCAUGGAUAAUGAUCUUGAUGGCUCACACUUUCUAUGUGCUUCUAUUUUUCUAGUUCUUGUCCAUGAAAGGCGCAUCGAUGGAGCAGCACUUUGUCAAACUUGCCGCCAAGUAUCCCUUGAUUGUCUUUGAGCGCCAAAUGACCCAUUACAUUGCUCGAUCUCAGAAACUUCUCGAGGAUCCCAAGCUGUCUAGGG
Gamsiella multidivaricata is the source of this 1381-nucleotide messenger RNA. RefSeq lists its product as uncharacterized. The record is from RefSeq and is a predicted model, not a curated record. NCBI's taxonomy places the organism in Eukaryota, Fungi, Mortierellomycota, Mortierellomycetes, Mortierellales, Mortierellaceae. The transcript has a single exon. The coding region runs from base 226 to 1149 and encodes 307 amino acids.